Molecule: messenger RNA, 2224 nt
Organism: Dunckerocampus dactyliophorus (ringed pipefish)
Lineage: Eukaryota; Metazoa; Chordata; Actinopteri; Syngnathiformes; Syngnathidae
Gene: prlhr2a
Product: prolactin releasing hormone receptor 2a
Exons: 3
Coding region: 322-1413 (363 amino acids)
Biological process (GO): G protein-coupled receptor signaling pathway
Cellular component (GO): neuron projection; plasma membrane
Molecular function (GO): neuropeptide Y receptor activity; neuropeptide binding
Source: RefSeq, a predicted model, not a curated record
AAAAAAGAAAGAAAGAAAGAAAGAAAAAGUAUGAAUUCUUCCUCUCCUGCGUGAUGAAGAUCUUGCAAACAUUGUUUGAGCCCAACCGUACCACCAAAUAAAACGUGACGUCACAGCCAGAUGCAAAUAAAAAGUGACACAUGAACUACGGAAGGGAAAGAAAGCCCUGCCUCUGCAUCGGUGCGUGCAUAUCUACUGAGUUCGAAUGCAAACACUCCAUGCUGUACCUCAAUUAGCACCCCACUCUUCCUCCGGCUUUUUUUUCCUACUCCGAUGCUUCACACUCGGCCGCCAACACAAGGUUGACAUCAGCCUGUGGUGAUGGAAGACACGAGCAGUGACGGUGUUCCAGAGCUCACAUCACCACUUGUGACCCACGAGGAGAAUGGUACAGGUCGCAUGUUUGAGGUGGCACUCCAGAACGUCUCCUCUGAGCGCGGUCCCCAGAUUGAGGGUGUGGAACUGCUGCAGUCCUUCAAGCUGCUCAUCAUUCCCUGCUACACUCUCGUGGCCCUGGUGGGCGUCGUCGGUAACUACCUGCUGCUGUACGUCAUCUGCCGCACUCGCAAGAUGCACAACGUCACCAACUUUUUCAUUGGAAACCUUGCCUUCUCUGACAUGCUCAUGUGCGCCACGUGUGUCCCCUUCACUCUGGCCUACGCGCUCAACCCCCGUGGGUGGGUCUUUGGGCGCUUCAUGUGCUACCUGGUCUAUCUCAUCCAGCCGGUGACCGUGUACGUGUCAGUCUUCACCCUUACCGCCAUCGGGGUGGACAGGUACUAUGCCACUGUGCAUCCACUGAAAAAGCGGAUCUCUGUCUUGGCAUGCACCUACCUGCUGUCCGCUAUCUGGCUGCUGUCCUGUGCUUUGGUGGCUCCAGCUGUGGCUCACACCUACCAUGUGGAGUUCCAAAAUGAGGGCUUCACCAUCUGUGAGGAGUUCUGGAUGGGUCAGGAGGGGGAGCAUCUGGCCUACGCAUACAGCACUCUCUUCAUCACCUAUGUGCUGCCUCUGUCUGCACUGUGCAUCUCUUACCUGUGCAUCUCUGUCAAACUGAGGAAAUGUGUCGCGCCAGGCUACCGCACCCAGAGCCAAGCGGAGGCCCAGCGCAUGCGCAAACGCAAGACCUUCCGCCUGGUGAGCCUAGUAGUGGCCGCUUUUGGUAUUUGCUGGAUGCCCAUCAGCAUCUUUAAUGUGCUGCGUGACAUUGAUAUCAGCCUCAUUGAUAAGCGCUACUUCCUGCUCAUUCAGUUGCUCUGCCACCUGUGUGCCAUGAGCUCAUCUUGCUGCAACCCCUUCCUUUACGCCUGGCUCCAUGAUCGCUUUCGUUCUGAGCUUCGCAAAAUGGUCACAUGCCGCCGUCGUAUUGGCGUUGCCUCCAACAAUGCCGCCACCGCCAGCGUUGUGCUGUGAAGGAGUCGUAAUAAGCACCAAUAACAUGCAAAGAUUUGUAAUCAUGCACAUGAAGGAUAUCGCAGAGGGAGAUGUGUGCUAAAGGGCAGGCGCUUCAAAUGCAGUCUGGAAGGUGAUUGGAUGAGUGGUGUGUAACAUGAAUGGGGCAGGCAAGCAGCCAGUAAGCAGAGGCAAGAUACAGUAGAGGAGAAAAGGCAUCCUUUCUAUCAAGAAAUAACAAAACUUCUCAUAAAAUGCUACCUAGAGUAGCAAUCUCAUCGAGACCCUGCCAUCAAGGACAAGUGUGCUUCUUGCAUUUGUCACACCUAAUCCACACCCAUACUCACUGCCUCUUUGACCAGCCCAUUUGGUCCGAGAGAUACGUUUUUGGGAUUAGAGACUUGUUGGAAAUGACGUUUCCUUGAGGUGUGUGUGUUCUUUUAUGUUGUGUAACAUGUAACUGUGAUUUGCCCAAACUGUGACGUCCAUUUGUCAAACAUUUUCAGACUGAUGUGUUAAAUGUUGUGUCCUACAACACAUUUGGCGCUCCCGUAUUACGCUGACAUGAACAUCUUAAAUGAAAUUGACCGUCUUGCAGUAUACAAACAUGUUAGUACAGCUGGUCUCAGUGCUUGUGAAAAGAAACAAUGUAGAUAUAGAUGUACAGAAUUUAUUCUUUCAAAAAAAAAGUAUAAUGUAAGUACAUGCUAUCGGAUGAAAUGUGUGUCUUUCAAUCAAAUACAAGCACAGUUUUCAUUUGGAUGUAAUAUUAGUGUCUUUAUUUAAAAAUAAAACCACAUUGAUAUUGUCCGCAUUGCCUCUGUUCAAAGUA